Falco peregrinus (peregrine falcon) is the source of this 3642-nucleotide messenger RNA. It is a transcript of the gene CD164, whose product is annotated as CD164 molecule. Lineage: Eukaryota; Metazoa; Chordata; Aves; Falconiformes; Falconidae. Bases 107 to 730 code for a protein of 207 amino acids. The transcript is spliced from 6 exons. Gene Ontology annotation, cellular component: endosome; lysosome. The record is from RefSeq and is a predicted model, not a curated record.
GGGGCGGGGCGGCAGCGCUCAGAGGGUGCGCGGAGGCGGCGGGAGCGGAGCUGGCGAAGGGACGCACCGAGGAGCGGGAGACGCCACCUUUCGCUUCGCCGCCGCCAUGGGCCGGGUACUCGCGCUCCCCCUCACCGCCCUCUGCCUGGCCUGCCUCAGCGGGCUGGCCGCGGGGGCCGCGCAGAGGGCUGCCGACGGCGUCGAGGUCGUUGGUAUUUGUGAAAACAUUUCUGACUGCAGUUCAUGUAUUGACAAUGAUACAAAUGUAGCCGUCUGCAAGUGGAUCACAUGUGAAAGAGAAAGCAUGUGUGUAAAUGAAACAGAAGUAGUUUUGAAGAAUCAGAGCUGUACAGCUGUAGAACAAUGUUCUUCUCCUACAGAUGUUCCUCCUUCCAGUGCUACUACGCUGUCUUCCAAUACUACUACACCACCUGCCAAUAGUACCACAGCAUCUUCCAAUACUACCACAGCCAGUCCUGCUACCACAGCUCAUACUACUAUAGCUAACAUCACCAACGUAACUACACAUGCUGCCAUUACUUCAGCUACUACAACACCCAGUAUUCCAGGUACGAAUGCUACUGUGACUCCUGCACCUUCUCCACGCAAAUCUACAUUUGAUGCUGCGAGUUUCAUAGGUGGAAUUGUCCUUGUUCUGGGUCUGCAGGCUGUUGUUUUCUUUCUGUACAAAUUCUGCAAGUCGAAAGACCGAAACUAUCAUACACUUUAGAACCUGCCACUUUAUAAUGGACUAGUAGCCCAACACCUGUAGUUCACUGAACCAAAAUAUUUUCUGUUGCUCAUGGAAGACAGCAGUUCAUAAUUUCCUUUCAAUCUUUAAAAGAAGACUUUAAAAGAAUAUUUUUGCAACAUUAUACUUGGUAAGAGGUGAUAUGAAUCUCUUCAACAGGAUUACUUGCAAUAUGCUGCAUGGGUUUUAAUGGCUGUCUUACUUUCCUUUAGUGGCUGCUGCUGUGGGACUUUUUUUUUUUUUAAUAUGCCAAAAGUAGACAUUCAGAGAUUCUUAUUCAGUGGCGACACUGUCUUGAGUAGACAAUCUCAUGAUGACUUGUUGUGACAGCUAAUUUAAUCAACAUUUGAUACAGUAUCCCUUUGGUUUUAUCAGGAUGUGAAUUAUUGGUGAUUGACUUCAGGGAGUGAAAUGCCAUUUAUACUAGGUUAUGGCUCUUACAGCAUGCUGCUAGAAAGACGAACAAAAUUGUAGAAGUAGAUAAUGUCUUAACAGAAUAACAUAACCCAUAAACUUUUUUACACAAGAAUAGAGGUUGCCUGAUUAAAUACUGCAUUCCAAACUGAGAUCCUAUGUCCUUUCCAGGUAAUGUUGAGGCUGGAGAGGGGGAUGUAGGGAUUAUCCUUCUAAAGGGGAAAUGAAGAUUAGUGCCUUAAAGACUAGAAAUCAGUAGGCUAUAAAAGCAUCCCACCUAUUUAAAAAAUAAAUAAAACUGUUAAUACUGGCUUUAUAUAGGAGAAUGACUUGAGCAUUCCAGGUUAAAAACUUUUUACACUAAGUAGCUUACCUUUUGUUCUGGCCUACAAAGACCAACCAUAAAACUAGUGAUAAAAUUCAGUUCACUCCCUAUAUAAAAAGGCAACAACUUACAUUUAUACUUGAAAUACUGGUGUUUGGGCAAUCCUGGGGUUUUUCUUAAUCAAAUGGUUCUUAAACUUGUGGCAAUUAAUUUCAGGGUUUUGGUUUUGUGUUGGCUUUUUGUUGGUGUGUUGGUUUUGUUUUUUUUUUUUUACCCUUCUGUAUGUCUGCUUGCUGUAGGAGCAGUUAAGGGUAGUUAAGAUGAUCUGCUGAUUUGAUCCUGGUCAGGAUUGCUGUAGUCCUGGGACUGCCAGGGCUACAUCUUUUUUUUUUUUUUUUUUUUCUCUCUCCCUGCUUCCUGCCAUCAGGUUUGUGUCACCCUGCAAUAAAAUGGUUAAAGAAAUCUAUUCAGCCAAAUAGUAUUUUUCUUUUCUUUGGCUGGAUCAGCCGUGUGAUCUGAGUAUCAAAGGUAGGUCAUGUCCAAUGUAGACUGACUUGAACACCUGUGAAAAUAAACCCACAGGAAAAAUGGAGGUAAAGAUAAAAUUUGUGAAAAAAGUGGCAGAUGUAGAACAUAAUACAUAGCUUUUGAUAAUAUCCCUGAUCAUGAGUUUCAGGAUAAUCUGUAGUACUGUCUUACUGGCCCUGGCUUGGCUGGAAUUUGGCACCCAAUACAAAAUGAUAGCAUUAGUGCAGAUAAUAGUCACAGCAGUAGAACUUAAAUAUGAAGCAAAAAUAAGUGCACUUCAGUUGGAAACUUUAAAGUGCACAGUGUUGCCUUCUUGUGUUCUUCUAGUUUGGAUGGAAUUGUUUUUAUCGUGCUGCAUAGAAAACUCGAAUUCCUACAAAAUACAGAAGUUACUCACCAGUACUGUAUCUUUGAGUUCAUUAGUUUUGGGUUUUCUAAACAAAACUAAGACAAUCAGCUCAGGUUUAUUAAAACAGCAGAGUGAGUGGCCAGUUUCCAGCAACAGUAUGUGUGUGGGUUAGAUGGUAUAUCCUUGGCCUUAUUGUGAAAUCACAUAAUCUGUCCUUUCCCUAUCUCAGAACUAUUUUACUACAUUUAUUUGUUUAAAAAGAUACCCAUGAGCUUGUAUUCUGUGUUUUGAAGUGAGCAACGUACUUAAAGUGUGACAGUUCUUCAGCUCGGCAAAGAAAACUGUAUGCCUAGUAUAUAACUUUUUUUGCCCUCAAAGGGCUAUCUUUUGGGAAACUUGCAGGAAAGUGCUACAGAACACUUCAUAGCAUGGAAGGCAUUGCCACAAAAAGUUACUGCUCUGUUAAAUGUUGCUAAAAUGCUUGUCCUGAGUUAUGCUGAUAAUGAUUUAGGUUGCUGAUAAAGUAUGCUGGUAAAGCAAACUAAAAAUAAUUUUUAAAGUGCCUUAAAGUUGCUUAAUCUUUUGCCUCAAAUUUUGUUUAAAAGGGUAGAAGGGAUACCUUGCCUUAGUUACUGAAUUUUUCUUGGUGCCAGCAAUUGCUACUUUCCAAGUCUUUAGGAAACCCAGGAUCUCUGACAUGUACUGAUGCCAAUCUGAAAAACUCGAGCUUGUACUAUACCAAUUUAGUGACGUUCUGGAAGGCCUGCACUAUGCACCGCUUGCUCAUUAGCCUUGCCAACAAGGUAUAAUCCACAGUUUACAGAGUUGUAGCUAGGAUUGUUUUCCUUUCAGUUGUUUGGGGGGCGGGGAGGGAGGCUUGGUUAUAUGUCUUCAGCAUGUGCUUGGCUGCCUCACUAUAGGAAGUAAUUGCUCCUUUGUGAAACGGCAGUAUCAGCUGAUCUGUGCUGUGUACUUGCAAAAAAACCUGGAGUAACAACUUGCAGUUUUUCUUGGCCUUGUGUUUUGAAGUGGAAGGUAGCUCAUAGAUCUGUAGUUGUAUUUGCCCCUAAAUCAAUUUUAGGCACUGAACUGUAGUGACUCUUCAAGUUAUCUGGCUUUUUCUUGAAGCCAAAUUGUGCAAAUAUAAAGCUGUUAUCUUAUGAAUGUUCUCUGCAGGUGUUGCUGUAAAAGUUUGUAUUUUGUCCUCAGUGGAAGAAAACUGAAAUGGUUGUAAUCACAAAACCAAAUUGAUAAAUAAAAAUCAGUUGAAUGGAA